AUGGAGAAUGUUCAGUUUGAAGGGUACACAGGCUGGGUACAAUUUAAUGAUCAAGGUUACCGCACUAAUGCGGAAUAUGAUAUCGACUACUGGUGCAAAGAUGAAAAUGGGACCACCAUUAGAAUGCUUUUAGCCGAAUUCCAUAACAACAAACUGACUGUAAACCAUACAGGCUGGCCACCUGUAGAGAAAACGCUAGAUGUUCUGGAAUUAAAACUUGCAAAAAAUAUACCAUUGAGGAUUUCAGUUUACUUACAAGAGCCGUAUGUUAUAAUGAACAAAAACCCUGCUCAGAACGACUCGGACGAAACUUGUGCGUUAGGCUGGCCUUGUGUGGGACUUGAUGGGACAUAUUCAUGCUGUACUGGCUAUUGUAUUGAUCUGUUGAAAUUACUCAUGAGAGAUGUUGGAUUUUCAGUCAGAAUUGAAGUAGUUAAGGAUGGAAAAUAUGGUGCAUUGAAUCAUACAACAGGGCAAUGGUCAGGACUGAUAGGUGAGGUUGACCGCCGUGAGGCAGAUAUCGCCGUUUCAGAUCUUACUAUCAAUGAACAACGUUCGAAGGUAGUCGACUUCACACAUCCAUAUAUGGAUGCAGGCAUGGCUGUUUUAGUAAAGGUGGCUCGUCGUGGUAAAAGUAACUGGACUGGUUUCAUGGAUCCUUUUGAUGCAAAAUUGUGGAUUGCUCUUAUUGUAUGUGUCAACACUGCACUGAUUAUUAUGUGGCUAUUAGAGAGGUAUAGUCCUUAUGGUCGGUUGGAACGUGGAAAGGUUUUGAAAGAGAGUAAAGAGUAUUCUUUCGAUUUUGUUCAAACUAUCUGGUUUACAUGGAGUCUGGUUUUUCAAACUUUCGAUGUUGGUUCCAAGCCGAAAAGUUUGGCUUGCCGUAUUUUGGCUUUAUCUUUUGCGUUCAGUAUGUUAAUUGUGAUCACAAGCUAUACAGCAAACUUAGCCGCUUUUCUUGUGGUAGAAGAGGAAAUACUACCACUAAAUGAUCUUGGAAUACGCGAUCUGAAGGUACAGAUGUUAGAUAGUUCUUUUAUGUGUAUGUUAAGGAGAUUUAAAAAAAAAGAAUGCCGAUUAGCAAGAAAUUAAAGUGUGCCAAUUAUCUGUGCUGCAAUUUGCAACUUUUUAUAUUCCGUAGUUACUUUUUGUGUUAUAUCCAGUGAAUCAGUCAGUUGAACGGCGCAUUAGUUUAUUAAAGCAUUGAUGGAUUCAAAGCAAAAAAGUAAAUCUUUCGUUAUUUGACUAUACUAAAUAAGAUGGAUCAAGCCUCCUAGCUUCUCAGAGGAGGUACUGGAAAAAGGCACGAGAUCAUCUGCGUUUCCUUCGCUCUGUAAAAACCUCUGAGAACUGACGAUCCAAGACUAAACUAAUGAGUUUUCGUUCAGAAAAGAAGCCAGACCAAAAUUAUAGCAAUUUGCAUAAUGUAUACGUGGCAAUCUGCAAAUAUUAACGUUUGACUUAAUAUAUUUUAGCUUCAGAAUCCACCUAGUGGUUUUCGUAUUGGAACUGCCCAAGACUCAAGUUUUGAAAGGUUUUUCCAAGCUACUGAUGAUCCCAUGAUGAGCAGAAUUUGGCAACAUAUGAAACACAACAGUGUAAAAGACUUUUCUGAAGCAAUAAAACAAAUGAAUGCCGGGUAAGUUUCUCCCUGCGUAUAUAGUGAACACUGCGAAUUUCACGAUCAUGCGCAGUAACGGUUAAUUUUCAAAAUUUAAAAAGCGAAUGUUUGAGCUGAAAACCACGUACUGGAAAGUUAGAUAGGAGCUACCUGCAAUAUAUUGCAAGAAAAGUGCUGCUUCGAAUUUGAUGGAACGAGCUAGGAAUGGGCCAUUUAUGUUGCUGAUAACGUAACGAAGAACAUUGCUUUCUCCAGGAAUGCCCGUAAUUGAUAAAACUUUGAAGAAAUGAACAAAAUGUUUUAUCUGUGUUGCUUUUUCAAGAAUACCAUUUAAUGCUAUUUUAUCUAAUUUUUGAUACCGCGUUCGCUAAAUCGGAAUUAGUGCAAUUAGCACAAAAUAUCCGAACAUCCGACAAACUGAAACAAAUCCAAGAUUCGCAAGAAUGUAUAGAUUGUGCUAAAUUUAUGCCAGACUGUUUUAUACGUCGAAUUUCGGUCGCGUCGAAUGCAAUUCAAACAAUAGAUAAUGAAGCUUAAUGAGGUUUAUAAUCUCAUUUUCUAUUGUUUGAAUUGCAUUCGACGCCACCACGAUUCAACGUAUAUAAAACAGGCCCUAGACUUGUACGAACCCACGCUAAAUAUAGUUGGCUACUUCGGUGCGAUCGACAGCAAUAAUUGCAAAGUUUGAAAGGAAUCGCGUAUAAAAAUCAGUCACAGUCAUGGAUGUCACAAACACCUAGGGGCCUACAACCGACAACUUUAAAAACUAUGAAUUAAACAUGCUUUUAUUCAGAGCAUGUUUUGUUUCAUAUUACAAACAAAGAAAGUUAUCAUUUGAAUUCGAAUUUAAUACUCGACUCUCCGGGCUUAACUUGUUUUUAACUUACGGCAUAACCACAUAUAACCACUAGAUCAUGCAGGUUUUCAUUAUAUAGCCUACGCCACAACCAGAGAGGUUAUAUAAGCAGUUUAAAAUGCUCUACACCAAAUGUUAGGUAGCUAUAGGCUUGAUGUCUCGUAUUUACCGACCCUUACAUGAAUGAAAUGCAGCUCACAUGUCCAUAUUUUAAUGUUUUAGGAAGCUUCAAGCCUUCGUGUCAGAUUAUCCGACACUUGAAAAUUUCGCUGCUAAAAGUCGAGACUGUUCGUUCAAAAUUGUUGGAAAGUCGUUCUUUCAGUCGGGAUUUGGUCUAGCCGUACGAAAGAAUUCGUCGCUCAGUACAAAGAUAUCUCAAGUGUUGAUUCAAUAUGAAGAUUAUGAUAUAUCGCGGACAUUGAGACAUCGAUGGUUCUUGGGACAGUGCAGUUCUAUAAACAAUGAUGAUGAAAAUGCGAUGUUUGCGAGAUUGUCUAUCGCUGAUUUGAGUGGAUUAUUUCUUGCAAUUUGUGUCGGAGUCAUUAUUUCGUUACUGUUCUUUAGUUUGGAAUAUUUUAAAAUUGCAUUCGUUAACUCAUCCUCGUACAUCUUUCGGCAAAAAUAA
This is a messenger RNA of Paramuricea clavata, 3102 nucleotides long. The record is from the annotation of a GenBank genome assembly. NCBI's taxonomy places the organism in Eukaryota, Metazoa, Cnidaria, Anthozoa, Malacalcyonacea, Plexauridae.